GCAGAGCAGGACUGGAAACUUUAAACUCUCGGUACAACUUCACGCUCCUCCAGCGGAUCCUCACUUUAACGUCUUGGGCAGACCUGCUUUACAACUUUUCUCACUGAUUGUGCUCUUUCCAUGCUGCAGAGUCUUUGUAAGUUUUUUUUUUUUUUUUUUCUUGACUCUGCAUUUUAAGGCACCGUUGUUUUAUUUCCCUCCGCACGUCCACUCCAGCCCGAGUCUCCGGCCUUAAUUCAUUAGUGAGCAGAAUCCUCAUCACGUUACACGCGGCAGCAGCGCAGCUACGUGACUCUCGGCGCGACUAAACCGGGAGCAGAUGACUUGGAAAUUCCCGGUCAGCGUUUUUUUUUUUCUUUUUUUUUAAUCCUUGACUAAGCUUAUUUGGAACUUUUGCUCAAAGAAGUCGCGAGAUGAAAGCCGGUCUUAUCAUCGAGACUGUGGCGGCGCUUUAUUUGCUCUUCUCACCUGCUCAGAGUCUACCUUUAUCAAGCAUAAACAGUACAAUGGAAGUGCUGAUGUUUCAAGAGGUGUGGGGUCGAAGCUUCUGCCGGACCAUCGAGAAACUGGUGGAGGUGGUGCACGAAUACCCAACAGAGGUGGAGCACAUCUACAGCCCCUCCUGCGUGCCCCUGGUGAGGUGUGCCGGCUGCUGUGGCGACGAGAAGCUGGAAUGCCAUCCCACUCGCACCACUAACGUCACCAUGCAGCUGUUGAAAAUAAGGCCAUCAGAGCCGGGUCAAGAAUAUGUUGAGAUGACGUUUGUGGAGCAUCAGUCAUGUGAAUGUAGGAUCAGGAAACCUAUCGUGACGGUUGAAAGGAAAAGGAAAAGAGGAAGAGGAAGGAAGAGGAAGGAGAAACAAAAACCUAAAGACUGCGAGAGGUGCCAGAACCCGCGCAGGUAACUGCAGUGGUAGCCCAGACCGCCGUUGCAGUGUGGCUCACUGUUCAUUUGCAGCCCAGUGACAGAAUCAAGAGUCUCCUCCACUCAUCUAUCAAAACCGCGUCUGCGAUCAGAGACUCAAACAGCUGGGAUGAUUCGCUGGCAUGCUCUCCUACCGACGGACAGGGCGAUGGUGAUGACAAGCUUUAACAGGAAGGGCGUUUUGAUUGGUGAAAACACUGCUAUUACACACCUGACACAAUGGACAUCCAUGGGAGCCAGUGCAAUGUAAAACAGAACAGACUGAUGUUUUCAUUUUAUAUACUAGUUAUUACUGUGUCAGUUAUUUGAAUUUGUUGAUUUCUUUGGUAUUUAAAGGUGGUUACACUUGUUGAAAAUCUAUAUUUAUUGAUUCAUCUGAGUAUAGUUGGUCCAGAAACUUUUAAGAAGUUUGUUAUUCUUUUCCGAAACAUUAUCAAAAACAGUUGUCCAACGGCAUAUAUUGGACUGAAUGUACAGUUUUGUUGAACAUGCAUAAAUGAAAUGUCUCCCUCUGGUGUUUAAGGAUAUGCUGUCCAAAAUUGCUUGAAUAUGAAGAAUGAUUUAAUUGGAAGAAUUUUCAAAUACAACGAGAUACAACAGCAUGGUCAGUCAAAAUAAAGUACAUCAUCCAUGCAUAAGGAUCCUCAUUUUAUUAUUUAUGACAAAAGUAAUCCAACAAUAAUAUGGUAUGCAAGGCAUAAAGCUCUAUGUAAUACAUUAUGCUAGAGUAAUGUCUUUCCUGAGCCACUGUUACUGCCAUACAGCUGCUACUAAAACUAAAACAACUGGUAAAGGUAGAAAUGUAGGCAGAAAAAAUCUUUAUGAAAAAGACUGUGAGCAUGUACAAACCUGUUAAAGACAAAAACAAUACUAAUAACAGCAAGAUGUUACUGUGGAAACAGCUCCCUUGGUUUCAUGUCUGGGAUGUGGUUUAUCUUUUCUCUCUAUUGUGUUCUGCGUUCCCCUGAGAGUUCAUCCAGUUCUUUCCCUCCCUCUCCUCCAGUAACCCACAUUUUUGUGCAACAACUAAAAGAAAUAAUGUAAUGACCCUACCUGAAGUGAAUGUGGGUGAAACAGGAGAUGCUUUGGCAUCAAAACCAUCUUUGUGUCUAUCCUCACCUCGUUCCUCAUUCGCUUUUUCAGUCCUACUCUCUCCCUCUGUUUGCAGUCAACCAAAAAGCAAACAUUAAAACCAAACAGAAUUUAUAGUCUUAUCAGAAGUAUAAAUUGAAGUUAAUCAAUUUAUGACACUGCUGUAAUUGAAUAUCAGCUUAUAAUUGAAAAUACAGGCAGAUAACUUUACUUUGGCCUUACUAUCUCUCGUCUCUCUUGUUUAUUCGUCAUUGCAGGCAUUCUGUCAGAAUAGUUGUGCCAUCCUUUACUAUAAAGUUAGCUUAGUUGUGCAAGCAGCUCAAACAACCAGGAAGAAAGGAGAGCCAAGAGGUCAAUAUUAGCCAUCCAUCACUAUCAUCUCCGAGGGUUGCUUGUUGUGUAAUCCUCAAAUUACUUUAGUUCUGCUGUCCUAAUAAAAGAUAUUCCCCAUGACAACCUGCAUCUGAGCACUGCUUCUUUCUCUCCCGAUGUGCUUCAAGCCGAGUGCCAUGGGCCAACAAAUUAGACUGCCACUGUUGUGCAGCAACCGUGUGCACACUACCACGGACAAUGCACUCCAAUCGGGCAGCUUACCGUUAAUUUCAACUUGUGUUUUUAGCUCCACUGAAUUAUUUGACCAUUUGGUCAAAAUGAGUUAUUUUCCCAUUACCCACCCAUCUUUCCACUAUCUCAACCCACUCAUUCCUAUUUAGGGUGCUGAAAAUGUAUAUAUCAAAUUGACAGUGAGACACAACUCGUGAGACAUUUAUUGGAAGAUGCAACAAUGUGUGUAGUGUGCAGCUGCAUUGUUGUGGUUGAAGUGAGGAAGGGUUGUUACAUUACUGACCUGUUGGCAGUUUUCUCUUUCAAAUUUAAGAUAAUAAAGCAGUUGUGUUGAGGCAUGAAAAUAUGCAUGUGCAUUUGUUUCCUGAUAAUAACUCAAUUUAGAAUUGAUAAGAAUCUGAUUGAUAAGCAAAAUCAAUAAUGGCAUCAUUGCUAAAAUCUUAUCAGUUUGCAUCCCUAGAUAAAACAGAAGGUAAAGGGUUUUACUGUCAAUUGCUGUGUAAAUAAGAAUAUAUUCAAAAUGUUUAGCAUUUGAAUAAAGCUUCACAACAGACUGAGAAUUAUUGCAUAUUAGAUGUCAAACUGGGACAAAUAACAUAUUUUUGGAUAUAAAACCUUUACCACACAUAAUCCAAACAUUGCUAAAUCUACUGUAAAAAAAAUUACAUAGUCUAA
Molecule: messenger RNA, 3256 nt
Organism: Cololabis saira (Pacific saury)
Lineage: Eukaryota; Metazoa; Chordata; Actinopteri; Beloniformes; Belonidae
Gene: pgfb
Product: placental growth factor b
Exons: 7
Coding region: 414-905 (163 amino acids)
Biological process (GO): vascular endothelial growth factor receptor signaling pathway; positive regulation of angiogenesis; positive regulation of endothelial cell proliferation
Cellular component (GO): membrane
Molecular function (GO): chemoattractant activity; vascular endothelial growth factor receptor binding; growth factor activity
Source: RefSeq, a predicted model, not a curated record